GUCGCCAUGCCUUCAUCGCGAAGCAACGCCGGCGCGCGCGCCGUGGCCAAGCAGCUCAAGGUGCUGGUGCCUCCGUCCUUCCACAAGAUGCGCAUUUCCGACGAGCUCGCCGGGUGCUUCGACGCCGGCGGCGGCGUGGGCGAAGGGGCGCCGGGGGGGACGGCCCUCGUGGUCAGCCCGUUCGGCAAGGUGUGGCGCGUGGAGGUCGGCCGCGACGGCGACGGCGCGUUCCUGGGCCGCGGGUGGGCGGGAUUCUUGGCGGCGCACGGCGUCGGCGUCGGAUGGUUCGUCGUGCUCCGCCACGAGGGCGGCGGCGCGCUCACCUUCAAGGCGUUCGACACCAGCUUUUGCAUCAAGGAGUUCGCCGCUCCAGCUGCAGUUAUGGCAUCCAGAAGCAGGAAAGGGGUUUCUUGUAAGCCACAGUUCAUCAGGAUUAUUUACCCCAAUUUCACAGAGAAGAUGAUAAUCCCUGCUAGGUUUGUGAAACGUUAUGUCACUGAAGAGUACCUGAACAGCCGAACAGCUGUCAUUUUCAGCCCCCUUGGCAAAUUUUGGCAGAUUGAACUUGAGAACGAUCAAUCAGGAAUGUUCUUCGCAGGUGGCUGGUCACAGUUUCUGGAGUUUCAUGGAAUAUCCAAAGGUGACAUUUUGCUCUUGAGAUAUGAAGGGAACAUGGUUUUCAAAUUCAAAGCAUUCGGGCUCAGUGGAUGCCAGAAAGAUUUCAAGAACAAGGAUGCUGGAAUUAACCAAAAUAUUGAAAUGCAACAAGAAUCACCUUCUCCCAUCAGGAAACGUAAAGACAAUGAUGAGAAAUCAAGCAGUGAAAAAAACAAGACGCCAAAAAGUUCAGUGACUUUCUUGAACGCGAAACCGUCACUGAAGAAACCUGACUAUCAGAUUGAACCAUCAUCUUGGAUAAGGAAAGAGAUCACCACCUCCAUGCUAGAGUGCCUUCUAUCAUUGCCGAUGAAGUUCUGCCGCAGGAUUGGGUUCCAGAAUACUUGCACAAUCACACUAAAGACGGAAAUGGACAGCACCAGGUCAUGGAAGGUUCAUGGAGUCGCAUACAAGAAUUACUGCUGCAUUCGAGGAGAUGGCUGGAAGAGCUUCUGCCACGAGAACAGGCUCAAGACAGGCGACCUGUGCACCUUCAACAUCAUCGAGACCACGCUGUGGCAUGUAGAGAUCAUACGCCACUAAGCUACGGCUAGAUAGUAUGUCAGCGACCGUGUCACUUGGUGUUACUCUUCUUAUUAUGGAAGGUGCAAGUUUGUCAUCAGCAAAUUGGCUUGGCCUGUUGAGUGAUUGGCUUCAACACUUCUGUC
This is a messenger RNA of Setaria italica (foxtail millet), 1325 nucleotides long. Its product is annotated as putative B3 domain-containing protein Os04g0347400. Lineage: Eukaryota; Viridiplantae; Streptophyta; Magnoliopsida; Poales; Poaceae. The transcript has 6 exons. Gene Ontology annotation, molecular function: DNA binding. The coding region runs from base 7 to 1200 and encodes 397 amino acids. The record is from RefSeq and is a predicted model, not a curated record.